Leptinotarsa decemlineata (Colorado potato beetle) is the source of this 2444-nucleotide messenger RNA. It is a transcript of the gene Klp10A, whose product is annotated as kinesin-like protein 10A. The record is from RefSeq and is a predicted model, not a curated record. Lineage: Eukaryota; Metazoa; Arthropoda; Insecta; Coleoptera; Chrysomelidae.
UGAAAACUGUCAGUUAUUUAGGAACAGAAAAAGAGUUGACAAUAAUUUGGUUGUAGGGUAUUCUUCUUAACCAAUUUUAUCCUAACUUUGUAUUUUUUAGUAUAAUUUAUAGUCUUUGCCAAGUUAUGGAUAGAUCAGAUUUUCUUCAAGUGGGUUCCAGUAUAAACAUAAAGAGGACUGAUGGUCGGGUUCAUUCUGCCAUUGUUGCUGCAAUCAAUAAUGACUUACGGUGUGCUACUGUGGAAUGGUUCGAACAAGGGGAAACUAAAGGAAAAGAAAUUGAUAUGGCUGCUAUUGAAUCUCUCAAUCCUGAUAUAUUGAUCAUGAAACCAGGAGAGAAAUACUUAAUGCAAGAUAAGACAUUAACCCAACAAACAGAAUUCAACAAAUUACAGCGGGAUUCGUCAAGUUCCUCAGAAGAAGAAAGCAGCACUCACUUGGUUCGGCAUUCCACUCACUGCGAUAAGAAAGUUGACGAAAGCGAUGAUGAUUUCAAUAGUAAUCAGUUUUCAGCGGAAUCAACCACUCUAUCGAAUCCCACUAGACAGUCGAUACCAAGUCUGAAACAUUCAAACAAUGGAAUAACGAGAUCCGCUAAUCAGUCUCGACUAAUACAAAUCCCAACUGAUGGACACACAAUAUCUUCAAGUGAAUCGAUUAUUUCAAAAGAAACAAGUAGACUGACUACUACGGCAACAGUGAUCCAGAACUCAAGGAGAAGUAAUGUAGUGAAAGAAGUUGAGAAAUUGAAGAAAAAUAGAGAAGAACGACGACAAAGACAGGCAGAAGAGAAAGCAGAGAAAGAAGCAUUUUUACAAAUGGCUCCUGGAAAUCCACACUGGGAACUUCUGAAUAUGAUACUGGAAUAUCGACGUGGAUUAGAUAUCAAACCUCUGACAGAAAAUGAUGCCAUAGAAGAUCAUCUAAUCACAGUAUGUGUUAGAAAGAGGCCAUUGAACAAAAAAGAAAUAUCCAGGAAAGAAGUCGAUGUGAUUACAAUACCAAGUAAAAAUCAGUUGAUAGUACAUGAACCAAAAAAUAAAGUUGAUUUAACAAAAUAUCUUGAAAACCAACUUUUUCGAUUCGAUUAUGCUUUCGAUGAAACAUGCUCAAAUGAAAUGGUAUACAGGUACACUGCACAACCAUUAAUAAAAACCAUCUUUGAAGGAGGUUUUGCAACUUGUUUUGCUUAUGGCCAGACGGGAUCUGGCAAAACACACACAAUGGGCGGAGAUUUUCAAGGUAAAACUCAAGAUUGUCAGAAGGGCAUUUAUGCAAUGGCUGCUGCAGAUGUAUUUCGACUUACUAAUUCUGCAAAAUAUCGUAAUAUGAACUUGGUGGUCUCGUCAAGUUUCUUUGAAAUUUAUUCCGGAAAAGUUUUCGAUUUGUUGAAUAAUAAGGCUAAACUUAGGAUACUUGAAGAUGGUAAACAACAAGUUCAAGUGGUUGGUCUUACAGAGAGGGUGGUUAGUAAUACCGACGAAGUUCUGAAAUUAAUUCAAAAAGGUAAUCAGGCUCGCACAUCAGGACAAACUUUUGCAAAUUCAAAUUCAUCACGAUCCCAUGCUGUAUUCCAAAUUUAUUUGAGAUCUGACAAUAAUAUGUCAAAAAUCCACGGCAAAUUUUCACUCAUCGACCUGGCGGGAAAUGAAAGGGGAGCAGAUACUUCUUCAGCAAACAGACAGACUAGAAUGGAAGGUGCUGAAAUUAAUAAAUCUCUUCUUGCUCUGAAGGAAUGCAUUAGAGCUUUGGGUCGUAAAGGUGCACACUUGCCGUUCAGAGUUAGUAAAUUAACACAAGUACUUCGAGAUUCAUUUGUGGGAUCUUGUUCAAGGACCUGUAUGAUUGCAAUGAUUUCGCCAGGUGUUAGCUCAUGUGAGCACAGUUUGAAUACAUUGCGCUAUGCUGAUCGUGUCAAAGAAUUGGGAGGAGGAGAUUUACAAACCAAUACUGGAUCUGAUUAUGAACAAGAUGAUGAUGGAGAUCUGCUUCAAUUGAGAUCAUUAAAUGAGAAUGACAUGACCCCUGAAAUGCUCAACCUACACCAGUUCAUUUCUGAGUUAGAAGUGGCAGAAGAGAAUAUGCUUGACAACCAUAAACAAACUAUAGAAGAGAUGCAAGGUGCUCACCAAAAAGCAGUUGAAUUGUUGCGAAUGGCUGAAACUGUGGCAUAUGACCAAGAAGCAUACUGUAGAAGUUGGGAAGAAUUGAUAGAUAAUUCAUUAUCAUUCUUAGUACAUGCUAAGGAAAUCGUCGAAGAUUAUAAAGCAAAAUUGGCAGCUGAAGAACAACUCAGUCGAAAAACUACGAAACGCAAGUAACUGAUAAUGCAGAUGAAAGUGAUUGUUAUUGUGGAAUAUUGUUUAUGUGACUUUUUUGGUAGACCAACUUCCUACUCGUUUUGAUAACUGUUACCUAAAACCAAUCAAGAUAAAUAAUCAAAU